CUUUUCAAGAACACUGCAGACACGUGUUUACAAAAUCCUAAACUGGAAAAAGCAGAGAUUUUAGACCUUGCGGUUCAAUACAUCAAAAAGACCACAAGAAAAACUCAGGUGACAUCUAAUCAAAUGGAUUCCAAGGCCACUCGGAACCAGUCUGUUGUAUCUGCUUCUGCGGGCCCCACCAGUGACUUCUAUGUACCUGACUUCUACGGGAGGUUUAAAUCACUUGAGCAGAAAGAGGUUCUUCUGAAACUGAGGGUCAAUCUAACCGGUGCUUCCAAAGCAGGAAAUGAACCAGUGGCCCAGACAGGCUUCCCACGAUCACCAUCAGACCAAAACUACCACCAGGAACUUCUCUUACACCCUGAAUCAUCUUUGUAUGGCUCUAAACUUUUGCGUCGAUCGACUUCUCCACCUAGUUCAUUAUCAUCAGAAUGUAGUUCCCUGCCAUUAUCUCCCACUUUUACAAGCUUAUCCUCCUCUCCCAGAAACUCGCCUCCAUAUCUUUCCGGGUCUUGUCCUCUACCUGCUCCUCCUGAUUCAGUGUCUCCUCUCAUAACACCAUUUUCACUCCAUAGGCCUGUUAUUGUGCCUCAGCCCAUUCUGCCCAACAUGGCUAGAGAUUUUACCCCACCGCAGUCACCUGUACUGGCUCUUAGACCAGAACCCUUUUCUCUUCCAACCCAGUCCACAUGGAGACCAUGGAACUGAACUCUUACCAUGGUGUGAUUCUUUUUACUUAUGCACUGCUCCGAUGGAGAAAUUACCUCUCAGAGGAACCUAAUGCUGGUAUAUGGUGUGGCGUGAACAUAGGGUUGUCACUUAUGUUUGCCUCCAGUUAGUAUUACUUUUGUCAUGUUUUCAAUGACGUGUACUUUUAACUUGACUAUUUAUUGUUCUGACCCAUGCUUGUCUUCAUUGGUACCUGUAAUUUUAGUAGUGGAAUAAAAUCACUAUCACUGUUU
Messenger RNA from Sinocyclocheilus grahami, 962 nucleotides. Its product is annotated as transcription factor HES-7-like. Lineage: Eukaryota; Metazoa; Chordata; Actinopteri; Cypriniformes; Cyprinidae. The annotation marks the transcript as partial. The transcript has 3 exons. The record is from RefSeq and is a predicted model, not a curated record. Gene Ontology annotation, molecular function: protein dimerization activity.